CGGGCGCCUCCAUGGCGGGAGGAAGGCGAUGCUGCUGCGGCGGCGGGGCUUGAGCGGGCCAUGGACGUGAGGCGGCUGCGGGUCAACGAGCUGAAGGAAGAGCUGGGCCGGCGCGGCCUCGACACCCGAGGGCUGAAGGCCGAGCUGGCCGAGCGGCUGCAAGCGGCCCUCGAAGCGGAGCAGGGCCGCCGCGGAGAAGGGCCGGACAGGCGCUAUGGCAUCCACGACAACGCUCAUCAGGACGACAUGCAGGGAUAUCAGUCUUUCGAGCAUUGCGACAUUAAACAGGAGAGUGAAUCUGGAUACGAGAGAGUGCCUCUAGACCGAGAUCAUUCUGGCUUACGUUCAGAAAUGAAGUCAGAAUUUAAAGAAGAGGAACUGGCCCCUGGCUACAACAUGCCUCCCUCUGGCUACAACAUGCCAGCCCGGGGUUAUAAUGCCCCUCCCUCUGACUACACAGGACCCUCCCCUAACAACAGUUCCAGUUCUGGCUACAGUGGCUCAACUUACAACGCACCUCCCUCCAGUUAUGGCACCUCUGAUUCAUCUCAUUCCUGGCAGCAGCAGCAGCAACAACAACAGGGUCGUAAGAGGCCAUUUGAGGAGUCCCGGGGCCGCGGAUAUUACGAACAUCGCGAGGAUAAAAGGGGACGCUCUCCUCAGCCGCCUGCUGAAGAUGACGAGGACGAUUUUGAUGACUCUCUGGUGGCCCUUGAUACCUAUAAUUGUGAUUUACAUUUCAAAGUGGCCCGUGAUCGAUUCAGCGGCUACCCUUUGACUAUAGAAGGGUUUGCUUACCUCUGGUCGGGAGCAAGAGCCACCUAUGGGGUGCGGCGGGGAAGGAUCUGCUACGAGAUGAAGGUCAAUGAAGAGAUCGCCGUCAAGCACCUUCCUCCCACGGAACCUGAUCCUCACGUCGUCCGUAUCGGCUGGUCGUUGGAUUCAUGCAGCACCCAGUUAGGUGAGGAGCUUUUCUCCUACGGCUACGGCGGCACCGGGAAGAAAUCCACCAAUUGCAAGUUUGAAAAUUACGGGGAACCCUUUUCUGAGAACGACGUCAUCACCUGCCUUGUGGACUUUGAAUGUGGCGAUGAUGUCGAAAUGUCCUUCAUGAAGAACGGGAAAUGGCUGGGUUUGGCGUACCGGGUGCGGAAAGACCUCUUGGGCGGCCAGGCGCUCUUCCCUCACGUCCUGGUGAAGAACUGUGCCAUCGAGUUCAAUUUCGGGCAGAGGGAGGAUGCUUACUUCCCCGUCCCCCCGGGGUUCACCUUCAUCCAGCAUCUUCCACUCUCGGAGCGGGUGCGCGGGACUAUCGGACCAAAGAGCAAGUCAGAAUGUGAAAUCCUGAUGAUGGUAGGGCUGCCUGCUGCAGGGAAGACAACCUGGGCCAUUAAGCACGCUGCCGCCAAUCCAGGCAAGAAGUACAAUAUUCUGGGAACAAAUGCCAUCAUGGACAAAAUGAGGGUCAUGGGACUCCGACGCCAGCGCAACUAUGCUGGCCGGUGGGACGUCCUCAUCCAGCAAGCGACACAGUGCCUGAACCGCCUAAUCCAAAUCGCAGCCCGGAAGAAACGUAACUACAUCCUUGACCAGACAAAUGUCUAUGGAUCUGCCCAGAGACGAAAAAUGCGCCCUUUUGAAGGUUUCCAACGCAAGGCCAUUGUAAUUUGUCCCACGGACGAGGAUUUAAAAGAUCGAACAAUAAAGCGCACUGAUGAGGAGGGGAAGGAUGUGCCCGAUCACGCAGUGUUAGAAAUGAAAGCGAACUUUGCCCUGCCGGAAGCAGGCGACUUCCUCGACUCGGUGGUCUACAUUGAGAUGCAGCGGGACGAAGCAGAGAAGCUGGUGAGGCAGUACAACGAGGAAGGCAAGAAAGCCGGACCGCCGCCCGAGAAACGCUUCGACAACCGCGCCGGGAGCGCCGGGGGAGGCUUCCGUGGCCGAGGCGGAGGUGGAGGUGGCAGUUUCCAGCGCUUCGAUAACCGAGGGCCGCCCGCAGGCAGUCGUGGUGGCUUCCAAAACCGUGGAGGUGGCGGCGGUGGAUUCAGAGGCGGUGGUGCAGGAGGUGGAGGAGGAGGAGGGGGCAGCAACGGUGGAGGCAGUGCAGGAGGCGGCGGUGGCGGAGGAGGCUUCAAUCGGGGUGGCUACAACCAGAACCGCUGGGGAGGUGGAAACCGUGACAGCAACAACAACAACCGGGGGAACUACAACCGGAACAACCAACCCCCGAGCAACUACAGCCCAGCACGCAACCAAAACACCUACAAGAGCAGCAGCAAUCUGGGACCCUCCCCUCCAGCCCCUGCUGCUAAUCCUCCUCCCAGUACUUAUCCUCCAGCGCCACAGCAAAGCUACAGCCAGCCCUACAACCCUCCAUCCAGCUACAGCCAAGGUGGUUACGGAGCUCCGAGCUACAACUAUGGGAACUAUGGUGGCUACAGCCAGUCCUACACCCAGCCCCCACCCCCCCCGCCGGCCCCAGCUCCCGCCCCAGCUCCUGCUCCGGCCCCAGCCCCACCCAGCUACAACCAGUACCAACAGUACGCCCAGCAGUGGAGCCAAUACUAUCAAAACCAGAGUCAGUGGCCUCCAUACUAUGGCAGCUACGACUACGGGAGCUACGCGGGCACCUCGCAGGGUGGCUCCGGCACUCAGUGAUGACGGCGUGUCAUUCUUGGAAAGGAGCAAGUCGCUCUGCCGUCUUCGGCAAGUUUUUAACUUGAUAGCGGGCAUUUAUGAGUCUCCAGGGAUCUGGGAAGGACAUUGCCUCUCUGCCCUUCCCUCCUUGCCGUAGUUCCGGAGGGUGGCUGCAUUUUUACCUGUACAGCUAGAGGCAUGUUUUCCUUCUCUCUCUCUGUACCAUCCCCUCUUGAGGAAAUUACAUGAUUUCUUGUCUCUCCUUGUUGAAAAUAGUUUUAUUCCUUUUUAAAAAUUACUCUUGAUUCUGAAGAAGCUCGAGUCUUCAGCCUCACAUCCUUGUAUUUUUUUAGGCCACGAUCCAUCCUCGUAUCAAACGUUCCACAGUAGUUGGGGUGAUCCCUUUUGCAGCCUUCUUAGGACUUGCCACCACCCUCCCACCCCACCUCCCAUGACUCCCAUAAAUUCCAGUCAUUUUGGAAACUCUUCCUGCAGUUUGUUGUCACCUGUCUUUGAGGUGUUUUUAUCUGUCUUUUCUGCAAAUAACUAUUAAAACUGGAGGGCAAAGAGAUGGCUUAUCUUAUGGUAAUUACAGUUUUGGGUUUGUUUGUUUUUUUAGAUUUUUCUGUAACUUUUUACUGUGGGUCAGCAGCUGUUAAUAUUUUCAUCAAGGUAACAAUUCUUUUUUGCUCAAUAUAGGAGAGGGGGAAAAACAAAAGAGGGGGGAAAUCAUCUUAAAUGUGUAACUUUUUAUACAAUGUCUAAGUUUCUGUAACUUUGCACAUGCUUUGUGUUGAGUUGAAUUGUAACAGCUUUUUGUAUUUGGAGAGGAAAAAAGAGUGAAUAUUGAACUUUAAAAUA
Molecule: messenger RNA, 3498 nt
Organism: Pogona vitticeps (central bearded dragon)
Lineage: Eukaryota; Metazoa; Chordata; Lepidosauria; Squamata; Agamidae
Gene: HNRNPUL1
Product: heterogeneous nuclear ribonucleoprotein U like 1
Biological process (GO): alternative mRNA splicing, via spliceosome
Cellular component (GO): nucleus
Molecular function (GO): RNA binding; protein binding
Source: RefSeq, a predicted model, not a curated record